ACGCUAGGUGAUGGUUCACUGCAUCGGAACUACCUUGAUGUAGUAGGUGUUGUAUCGUACAGUGCAAUACAUACCUAGCGAUGAUGGCAUAUUGGCGGUCGGACUAGUGCAUUGCCUAAUGUCCAGGGGCAGAGAGGCUUGGAAUGUUUUGCCAUACGGCAUCUAUACCGGCCGAGAGGAGCUGGCUCGGUUUGCGAAUCCUCUUGUUUGUUGUAGCUCCAUCUGGUGAGGGGCAUUUUCCCCUCAGCCCUAUGGGGGAGGCCCAAGGACAACUUUCGGCGGCAGCACCGAGCGACGCAAAACAGCAGGCCGACGGGAGAGGUUUCUUGGCAUGCAUUCAAGACCUACACUACUCCGUACCAGGAAGGCUCCCUUCCGAGCCGUAUUGGAUACUUGACCUUGUUGCUUUUCUGCAAGACCUGUACAUGCGAGUGCGAGACUGGACUUGGACUACGAGAAAGUGUGACCUUGGAACCCAUCACCAUCGAUUGGCAAGUCCAAGAGACAGCCAAGAUGGUCCAAGGAGGAGGAAGAGGCCACCACCACCACCACCACCACGAGUGCACAUCACAUCACAGUACACUAUGCCACACCGCCAAAGCAAAAGCCGGCAUCCAUCCCUCAGCCCUCUCAGCAUGCGGGUAGGCGACCCAUCGUAGCCCAAACAAGAUCUGUAUCCCGACAUUCAGUCAUUGGAGAGAGACGGGGCGGGCAGUAGCACCCGCUCACAUCUCUCCAGUCUCCACCAAUUCGAAAUCGCGGUCUUCACCCAACUUG
This is a messenger RNA of Lasiosphaeria miniovina, 777 nucleotides long. RefSeq lists its product as uncharacterized. NCBI's taxonomy places the organism in Eukaryota, Fungi, Ascomycota, Sordariomycetes, Sordariales, Lasiosphaeriaceae. The record is from RefSeq and is a predicted model, not a curated record. The coding region runs from base 144 to 659 and encodes 171 amino acids. The transcript is spliced from 2 exons.